Messenger RNA from Xylaria bambusicola, 9548 nucleotides. Its product is annotated as polyketide synthase. Gene Ontology annotation, biological process: secondary metabolite biosynthetic process; fatty acid biosynthetic process. The record is from RefSeq and is a predicted model, not a curated record. The coding region runs from base 273 to 9248 and encodes 2991 amino acids. NCBI's taxonomy places the organism in Eukaryota, Fungi, Ascomycota, Sordariomycetes, Xylariales, Xylariaceae. The transcript is spliced from 3 exons. Gene Ontology annotation, molecular function: oxidoreductase activity; phosphopantetheine binding; fatty acid synthase activity.
CCCCUGCCAUGUGAGUUGUAUUACUGUAUGGUAAAUUGGUCUGACAAACUCAGAUCCAGAGUCUAUGUUCCAGGGGCGCGUUAAUAUAGCCCAAUGUCUAUCUUUUCCAUAAAGCCAAUGAAGGACUCCCUAAAUAGAACAAGACUACUCAGUUGCCUGGAGUGAUUCGCUUUCCAUCUCAUAAGCUUCUUUUCUCCAUAUCUUGAUCGGGGUGUGCCUCCUCGCCAUUUUGAGCAUUUCCCCAUAAGCCAGUCCUUUUACAUGCCUGCAUCAUGACUGUAACAAAAGGAACUGGCGCAGAAUCAAUACCUAUAGCCAUAAUAGGACUCUCCUUCCGGUUGCCUGGCGGCGUAGAUAGCGAGGAAAAGCUAUGGGACUUAUUAGAGAAAGGCGACGAUGCCUGGUCUCCUGUCCCAAUAGAGCGUUACAACGAGAGCGCUUUUCAUCACCCCAGCGCCGAUGACCCCAAUGGAACCAACAAUCAUGUCGGGGGACAUUUCAUCACAGAUGAUGUGCGAGACUUUGAUCAUUCUUUCUUCAAGAUUCCGCCUCAGCAAGCGGCGGCUAUGGAUCCCCAGCAGCGCAUAUUACUCGAACUUUCGCACGAGGCACUGGAGAGCUCUGGAUGGACUCGUGAGAGCUAUUCCGGCACCGACACCGCUGUAUAUGUCGCCACAUUCACCGCAGACUUUGAGCGCAGUAUCUACAAAGACCCGCUAGAUAUGCCUAGAUAUUAUCUUACGGGGUCUGAGAGAUCUAUUAUGGCAAACCGCAUUUCACACUUUUUUGACCUGCGCGGACCCUGUAUGGCUCUCGACACAGCCUGUUCAGGGGGUCUUGUAGCACUGCACCAUGCCUGCCAGAGUCUUCGGACAGGCGAAUCGAGAGCCGCUGUUGUCGCAUCGGCGAAUUUGAUUCUCGCCCCUGACCAACACGUCGGUAUGAGUAAUAUGCACAUGAUUAGUGACACAGGCCGGAGCUAUCCCUUUGAUAGCCGUGGCACGGGGUACGGGCGAGGCGAGGGUUUCGUGGUGCUCGUGAUCAAGCCCCUAGAGGAUGCCAUACGUGACGGUGAUCCUAUCCGUGCUGUCAUUCGUGGAACGGCAGUCAACCAAAAUGGUCACACAGCCGGCGGAAUCACUCUACCUAAUCGGAGAGCCCAAGCGGAUUUGAUUCGCAAAGCCUACUCGUGCGCUGGUCUGCGUCCUCGGGACGCUCUUUAUGUAGAGGCACACGGCACUGGAACGGUAGCGGGAGAUGAAGAAGAGCUCGCUGCCAUCCAGGCAGUCUUUGCCGACCCCACAAGGCCUUUGCCCCUACCUGUCGGGUCUAUCAAAGGAAACAUCGGUCAUACAGAGUGCACCAGCGGUCUUGCAGGGCUGGUGAAGGCUAUUUCUAUCAUGAAGCGUCGCAUAAUACCCCCUGUGGUAAACUUCCAAAGUCCUAAGCUCGGACUUCCGCUCGACGGAUUACAAAUCCCCGUGAAACCGAUACCGUUACCAGAAGCCUCAAAAACUGUAGCCGAUACAGUGAGCACACCUUGCGUCUCUGUCAACUCGUUCGGGUUCGGAGGGACAAAUGCCCAUUGUUGCCUCACGUUGCUGGAAUGGCAAGAUGCUAGCGUUAACGAUGUCUCCGAGAAGGAGAAUCUUCCAGAACGGGAUCGCGGACCCCAGCUUUUCGUACUCUCAGCUAACAGCCGGAGCUCGCUCAUCUCGACGAUGAAUACUUAUAAGACCUGGGUUGAACAGCACCCAGAUACUUCUUUGAAAGAUCUCUCAUAUACCCUGUCUCAGCGGCGCUCUGCCUUUCCCUGGCGGUUAAGCUUCACAGCAUCAGACUACCUCUCACUCCAGGAAGCCCUAAGCCAAGGACCGGAGCGACUACCAUCAAAACCGAUCGCAACGCAGCCGUAUCUGGUCUUCGUAUUUACCGGCCAAGGUGCCCAAUGGGCCGGAAUGGGGCGCGAACUGCUACGAGAUACAACACAAUCCUCCCCUUUCCGAAAGUCCAUACGGAAAUCGCGUGAUAUAUUGGUAGAGUUGGGCGCCCCUUGGGAUCUAGAAGAGGAACUAUUGGGCACGCAGGGAGAUGCUGGAGUUAUCAACAUGGCUAUAAGAGCCCAAGCCAUGACUACGUCAGUUCAGGUUGCGCUUCUCGCUCUUCUUAGAAGCCAAGGGGUGAGACCACAGGUAGUGGUCGGCCACUCAAGUGGCGAAAUUGCUGGCGCCUAUGCUGCCGGUUAUAUUUCGCACCGUACAGCCAUCGCUGUGGCGUACCACCGAGGGUUCAUGUCUGAGACUGUUAAGAAGAUUGGCCUUCGCCGCGGUGGUAUGAUGGCGGUUGGACUGGGCGAAGAGGCUGUGACACCUUAUCUUGAACGACUCACCAAGGGCGUUGUAUGCGUUGCCUGCAUUAACAUCCCCAAGAAUACGACUGUGUCAGGGGACGCUGAUGCUAUCGAAGAACUUGAGACCUUAAUAAGUGAUUCCGAUGCGAGUGUUUUCCACCGCCGCUUGAUGGUAGAUACGGCUUACCACUCGCAUCACAUGCAGGCCGUUGCAUACGAAUACCGCCGGCGGCUCGAAGACCUUGACUUUGAAUCUAGCGAACAGCAAAUAGAUGAGAGAGAUACCAUAUUCAUCUCCUCCGUGACUGGAUCAAGGAAAACCUCCAAUUUUGGAGUUGACUACUGGGCGACGAAUUUGGUAUCACCAGUCCGCUUUAGCCAGGCGGUGGCGAAUGUCGCCUCUCACUGCCACACAGCCGCCGUGGGACGACCUGUGUUCUUUGUUGAAGUAGGUCCGCAUCCCGCACUGGCCGGAAUGGUCCGCCAGUGUCUCGCCGCAGAGCGCACCAUUAAACUCGACUUCGAGUACCAGUCUGUAUUGCAAAGGAAAACGAACGCAGUGUCUAGUGCACUGACACUGGCGGGACGUCUCUUUGAGAGGGGAUUCAGCGUGAAUUUUGAACAAGUGCUCGCUCUAACUCCCGACAGCGACGGUGGUGUCGUCUGUCCAGAUCUCCCGGCAUACGCGUGGGACCACUCUACGAAACACUGGUAUGAAUCCCGCCUCAGCAGAGAAUACCGCACGCGGAGUACUCCAUAUCACGAUCUUCUCGGAGUCAGAAUACCUGGCUCGACACCAAUCGAACGGCGUUGGAGACAUAUGCUGCGCUUGUCUACAUUGCCUUGGCUUGCUGAUCAUGUCAUCGAUGGCCUUGCGAUCUUUCCGGGCUCGGGGUAUCUUUGCAUGGUCAUUGAGGCUAUUAUGCAAAUUCAACGUGAAGACCAUGCCCAGAAAGCACUCUUUGCGUUAUCCCUACGCGACGUAUCUUUUAUCCGGGCAUUAGUCGUGCCGGAUUCCCCCGGUGUUGUUGAGAUGCAGCUUAGCUUUAAGCGUUUACAUAGUUCUGACCUCGAAUUUUCAUUCUGUAUCACGGCCCUUUCAGAUGGGCUAUGGCAAGAGCAUUGCAAGGGAGUGGUAGAGGGCCGGCUAGGAGAAGGAACGUUUGAGAAUACAGACCUGCAGCCUGUGGAAGAAGGGGUCAUUUUGGAGAAAGACGGGCUCUAUCGCGAGCUCUCGAUGACAGGGAACGAAUACGGGCCGUUGUUCUCUGGAAUUAAAUCUCUGAUUGCGGCACCAGACUUCUCAGUAGCCACAUCCACUGUGCAAAUACCUAACGUGGCCGAAAUCAUGCCUCAGCGAUUUCAGCAAGCACACAUCAUUCAUCCAUCAACGCUCGACAUCAUAUUACAUACAGCCCUACCUUUAAUCCAACGACGGCUGGGACCCAGUUCGGUCAUGCCAGUCAAUAUUCGCGAGUUUCUCAUAUCUGCUGCCGAUUUACAGCUAAAUCAACCCGAAGCUGAGGUCUCUGUGAGAACUCAACUUUCCCCAAUAGGUCCAAAAGCCUCUAUUGGCGAUUUAUGCGUCAGGACUUCUCAAGGCCCUGUUGCUUCUAUAUCGGGAAUGGAGAUGCGAAGUCUAACAUCAGCAGCUGCUCAGUCUGAAGAGGGGAUAUGUUACGAGAUGCAAUGGGGGUCGGAUAUCGACUUCUGCCGUUCUGAGGAUUGGCAAUCAAACAAGACUCUGGACGAUGUGGUCGCUCAUCUAUCGUAUAAAGCUUCAAAACUCUCCGUUCUUGAGUUUCCGGGGGUUGAAUCGCACCUCGUGCACCAAUCCUUUUUCGACCAUGACGCGACUUUAGCAACUUACGAUAUCGUAACCUCAACCGAUAAUGACAUCUCGAGCAAACAAACACUACAUAAUGGUGUUCGGUAUUGUAGCUUUGAUACCAAUAUUGACCUGAAUCAACAAGGAUUCAAGCCAGACUUAUACGAUGCCGUUAUGCUGUCGCCAACUGAGCUAAAGCGCUACUUGGCACCCGCAUCUGAGCUUGUCAGUCCUAACGGGAUUCUGAUCAUAAUCGCUGAUUCCCAAGAGAAAAACGCUUUAGAUGAAAAGUGGCGACAAGAACUUGAAAACUCGAAAUACCCUAUCACGGUACAAUUUGAGUUCUACGACGAAAGCCGGAAAAGUUUGGUUGUGGUGGCACGACGGAUCGACUCAAAAGAAUGGUUGAUAGAUCUUCAAAAAGUAGUGCUGCUUACACAUUCGAAUGAGGGAGCCGACAACCUAUCUCCGGCGGUAUCCCACAUUCAAGCAGCAUUGACCGGAGUCGGUGUUGAUGUUUUGGUGAGCCCACUAUCUACAGUUUCUCCAUACCUUGAAAGUGCUCGAAACGAUACUUCCGGCAUCGUAUUCGUCGUUGUCGAAGACCAGCCCGAGCCUAUCCUUUCCGACUCAAACUGUUUCAAUGCCGCGCUUGAAUUAUUGAAGUUGCCUUCUCGUGUCAUUUGGAUCAGUCCAGAUGAUCCAAUUUCUAUGCACCAAAUUACUGGCGUUGGUCGGACUGCUCAUGCUGAAAAUGAUGAACUGCGCCUGAUAACAGUGCAUGUUGCGACUGCUCUGCUGGGAUUAGCUAGAAGCUCUGAUGCUCAGCGUCUUUCAGAUAUUCUUCUAGCUUGUGUCCGGAGCGUGGUUGAGCUGAGGCCAAUGCUCCGGCACGAGCGCGAGUAUCGCAUAUCCGCAGACGGGACAGUCACCGUGCCACGACUGCGUCGCAGCGUGCAUCUAAACAGUAUUGUGGGUUCCAGCAACCCUUCAUCCACCGCCGUGGAAGAAUGUCGUUUCCAUGAUAAAACACGACCCCUCAUCCUUGCAUCUAGUCUUGGCAGUGAAUUUGGUGCGGCCCCUGUCUUUGUUGAUGAUCUAAGUGCAGCUAUGGAAUUGGGUGAGCAUGAAGUCGAAAUCGAGACUCGAGGAUUCGCCCUUCCUAAACUAACAAGUCCAAAUCAACCUGGCCAAUAUAUGGGUGUUAUAUCACGAGCAGGGCCCAAGGCUGACGGUUUAGCACCCGGGGACCAAGUCCUCGCAUUAGGGCCAGCCAAAUGUGCGAGCCGCCCACGACUUCAUUCCGUAUCUGUCGCUCGCAUUCCGAGCAAUGUGAAUCCGGAGGUAGCCACCACAUUACUUCUCGAUGUCGCUUCUGCUUGCUGCGCUAUUAGAGAUAUCUGCCGUACUCGGCCCUCGGAAACAAUCGUUGUUCAUGGUGCACUGACAGCAGUCGGAAGAGCUGUAGUGGCUGUCGCCCGAUCAAUCAGAGCUCACGUCUUGGCCACUGCUUCUAGCAGCGGAGAGGCAGAAUUGUUACAACAACAGGCAGGGUUUUCGUCUAAUGACAUUCUCAGGACCGAUACAUCCUCUGUUGGAAAAGUACCAUGCCAAUACCAAGCAUUGAUCAUCGCCAACCAUGAUCCUGUGCCGCCAGACACCCUCGUUGGGUUGGAACCCUUUGGUCAUAUAGUUUUCCUCGAAGACGGAGCGAACAUCUUCAAGCAGAUCGGGGCCAACUUUCCGAGUAAUGCCGUAGUCAGCGCCUGCAACAUUUCGCAGCUUAUUCAAGAUGACAACGCCAACUUCAUAGCAAGAUUGAUGCCGCUGAUUGAGAACACCCUAGCUUUCCUCCCUACCGAUGGGCUAGUGGUACACACUCGUCCCAUAUCGAAGGCAACCGAAGCCUUACGUGAAGGCGAAUUCAGUACCAUGUCGAGAGUCUUGCUGCGCGCUGAUCCAGGCUCUAAAGUUUUGUGCAAAGUGCCCCCUGAACCAUCACCUGACUCAACAUCAAUUGGAGAUGUAUCUUUUGUCAUUGCAGGUGGCCUAGGCGAUAUGGGUCGGCGUUUAUUCUUGUUGUUGGCACAACGAGGCGCAAAGCAUUUCAUUACCCUCUCGAGGAGCGGUGCGAGUAAGGAAAUUCAUCGUGCAUUCCAGUCAGAAUUAUGUGCAAUUCAGCCGGACAGUCGCCUUUAUUGUUUUAAGUGUGAUAUCAACUCACAAGAGGACAUGAACCGGGUCAAAAAGAGCUUGGCUGCAAGCGAUAUACCACCGGUACGAGGUAUUAUUCAAUCUGCAGCUAUCUUGCAGGAUCGAACGCUUGAUUCUAUGACACACAAUGACUUUUUAGCAGCAAGCCGUAUCAAGAUCGACGGCACGGUAGCGUUAGAGCAGGCUCUCGCCUCGCCGCACUUACGUUUCUUUGUCAUGUUGUCAUCUACAGUGAAUAUCGUCGGUGCCCGCAGCCAGUCUAACUAUAAUGCAGGCAAUUCAGUUCAAGAUGCCAUAUCGUACGUGCGAAAGGACAGUUCGUGCCACUUCAUGUCGAUGAGUUUAGGAUGGAUUGAUGACGCAUUCCACACGGCCACCCAUGGGGCACGGUUAGGCGCUUUGCCCAGGGCUGGCCUCAGAGCCAUUCGCAGUGACGAGCUCUCUCGCAUACUUGACUAUACGCUCGGAUCCGCUGCUAGGAGAGCACGACUUCCCCAGGCCAUCGUCGGUUUUAAUAACAAAUCUCUCUCGGGGACGACAGCACGAAAUGGAACGGUUUGCUCCGCUAUGUUCUGCCACGUCUACGACCCACCAGCAACGACCACAACUGCAGAUGUCUCGUCAACCAAGAACUCACUUGUUCGAUCCUUUACGGAUGUUGUAGCACAAGGAGAUAGCGACGCCAUAGUCGAUCACAUUAGCGAUGCUAUUUCCUUCCAGUUAGGGAAACUUGUCUCUAGCGAAGCGGCACAGCUUGAUCAACGGCACGGGUCCUUACUUUCGAUCGGACUGGAUUCGCUAGUAGCAAUUGAGCUGCGGAAUUGGCUCAUGCGCGAGUUUGAUGCGCCCUUGCAAUCAUCCGAGUUGCUCAUCGACCAGUCUAUUCACACGCUCGCCACCAAAAUCAUGACACGUUCCAAGAAAGUAUCUAAUCCCUCGCCGAAUAGCGAUGCCACUGCCGCUGAGGGAGAGAAGACAGGAAAUAAAUUAACGAAUGGCCACAGAGAGUUGGUAGAUGCGAAAUCGGGUCUAAAAGAUCAGAAGCCGAUUAACGGCGUAUCUGCAAAUGGUGGCCAGGAUACACGAGCCAGCCUUCCACCCUUGCCAGUCAUCCCUCUAGAAGAAACUUUGCGAUUUUUUGAGGAAUCUCGGCUUGCUAUUGACGGCCCGGAAGAUCGGGAAGCUACAAAAAAGGCUAUACAAGACUUUAUUAACGACCUAGGACCACGUAUCCAGCGGCGAGUUGAAGAGAUAGGUCCUGAGGCCGUCGCAGAUAAUUAUGAGCGGCUCAUCUGGCUCCAACAACGCCAGCCACUACAGAAUUGGAGUUUUUCUGUCGGCCAUUCCCUAAAUGCACCAGAGCAUACUCAAGGGCUGCGAGCAGCGAUCCUCACUGUUUCCGCACUCGAGUAUUCGCAGAAGUUGAUCUCCGGAGAGUUGCCUCCCGAUCUAAUGUAUGGAAAUCCCAUCAGUGAAGCCGGUCGGGAUUGGCACUUUUAUUCUACUCGGGUGCCCGGAAUCCAUACAGAUACGAAUAAACGGAGCCAGCCAAAUCAAACUGUCGUCGUUCUUCGACGCGGCGCUAUUUUUGAGUUGAAGUUUCCAGAGCAGCCGGAUAUUUCGGAUGCAUAUGCAGCAUACCGAGAGGUGCUUGAGCUAUCUCAGGAGUACAAACCACCGAUAUGCAUGCUGACGGGCGACGAACGCGAUGCUUGGGCUUUGAACCGCAAGGACCUCGAGUCAACCGCGCAGAACAAUGAAAUAUUAACCGCAAUCGACGAGUGUGCCUUUGUAGUAUGUUUAGAUGAUGAAAGUCCACAAUCACCGGCAGAGCGUCAUGCACAAUUUCUCGUCAAUGGUUACGAUCGGCCCAUGAACAAUCGCUGGAUGGACAAACCUGUCCAAUUCGCCGUGACUGCUAACGGGCUAUCGGCCGCUGUAUUUGAGCAUUCGAAACUCGAUGGAAUGGACGUUCGGCGACUGCAAAAGCACGUCACUCGGGCGUUGUUUGCGCCUCUGCCCAACGAAAACGCACUAUCCGCAAAGUCGGCGUCGACGUCUUACUCUCUGAAGAGACACACCUGGAUGCCGAGCCCGUCGGUGCUUCAACACAUUGACCAAAUGCAGCAGAAUUUCAACGGCUACUAUAAGCCUGUUGAUCAUCAAUACGUCUACGCUAAGGAGCUUAGUAUCCCCAAGCUACGCAACCAUCGUGCACCACCAAGCGCCACAGCGCAUUUGGCCAGCGUUCUUGCGGCAUAUUAUAUAGAUGGCCUAAUCCGCCCCGCAUGGGAGGUCGCAACUGUAGCCAGAUUUCACCGCGGCCGCGUCGACUGGAUGCAGACUGUAUCGCCUCCCGUGCGCGAAUUCUUAGAAGCCGUGGGCAGGGGUCCCAUGAGCGCCAAAGACGCGGAUAAGGCGCAGUACGACAUCCGCGAGCUGCGGGAGCUGUUCAAUAGGGCGGCUUCGUCGUAUACGCGGUCAAUGGCUUCCACCGCGCGCGGUCACGGUUUCGUUCGCCAGAUGUAUGCCUUCCUAGCCGUGAUGACUCCCGAAGAGCGCGCGGCCGCAGCGGACUCGGUAUUCGGCACGAGAGCCUGGGAGGUUACACGGCGCGGCGGCCCGCAACAGGAUCUCAAGGUAGGGUUUAUGCCCGAGAGCGACGGUGGCAACCCGGACGCGGACUGGGAUGAGGGUGGUUUCCUUGUCGAGGGGGAACGAUCGGUGUAUGUGCAUUGUGGAAUCCGCGAUGAGUUUACAAAGUUUUGUAUUUCGGCUCCUCCAGCGUACAUGAAAGAGUUUGUUCCGGCAUUGCAAUGGGCUACGGGGUUCAUUUCAGAUUUGCUGGGUAGUUGAUAGGCGUUAUUAGUGUAAAAUAUUAUAAAUUAUUUGGUCAUCUUUCUACCCUCAGGUACUAGGUAGUAGGUAUCUGAGGUACCUUAGUUAUCUUCUCCAGUGCUUACAGUGACAUUUAUGUGAGAACAGCCAUGUCGCAAAGAUUGUGACCUUCAGAGUGUUACAAAACCACAACUCGGCCCGCCACAAAGGCAAAGUAGAAACAUGAGAUUGUCUACAGCACCAUGAUUCCCCCUCCGGUACAUUUAUUUCAAACCAACCGUGGCAUUUCCACCCGCCAUCUAGCUGACCUCGCGUAAU